ACUUUUUAACAUUGACAUUUUUGACAGGCUACUUCAAAACAAAUAAAUACCUAAUAAAAUGAAUUACAAUUAAAAAGUACCCAAUAAAAUGAACAUAGAAGAUUUAAACUCCUAUCAACUACAGUUGAAUCACAUAAAAGAAGCCCUACAAGUAUGCCCCGAAGGAAAAGAAAAAGACGAGUUGAUAAACUUAAAAUCCAACAUCGAACAGCUUUUGGAAUUAACUAAAAACGAAGCAGAUAAUAAUUCGGACGAUUUAGCCGAUGAAUAUGCGAUAUUUAUGGCCGAAAUGGCAAAAGAAGGUGCGCUGGAAACUAAAAAAGAAUCCGCACAUAAAGACCUGGAAGGCAAGAAAUGCAGGGCUCCGCAUAAACACCAAUGGGGCACCGAAGUGUACCACAAUGCAAUAAUAUCCUCUGUUAUCGAAACCGAAAACGAAGACCUCAAAGUCAAAGUUUUAUACAUAAACCCAACACACAAAGAAAUGCUACCGUGCCCUUACCUAUUCGAAUCCGAUUGUAAAUUCUCCGACGAGCAAUGCAGGUUCUCCCACGGAGAAAUCCUACCUUACUCGAGUCUUCAGGAGUACACUCAACCCAACUUCGAACUGCUAUCGAAAGGUAGCCCGGUUUUGGCCAAACAACCGGACAACCUCUGGUACCGAGCCAAAAUCUCCAACAUAUUCGAUGCCAAGUGCACCGUUAAAUUCGAAUGCGAUUCCAAAGAAUUAGAACUCGACUUAGAGCAUGUGCUUCCUUUAGAAAACGACUCCGAGAGCAGCGAGGAAGACAUCGAAAGCGAAUACGAGGAACUCGUUAGUCAAGAAGAUAUAAUAAAUAACAGCCUGCUAAUUACACCGGAAAGUACGAUGCUCGGUGAUUGGGAGAAAUAUACUAAAGGAAUGGGGUCCAAAAUGAUGCUCAAAAUGGGGUAUGUCAUCGGAACAGGAUUAGGAAAGAACGCAGAAGGUAGAAUAAAUCCAGUAAGCGCUGUAAUUUUCCCAGCAGGAAAAUCCUUAGAUCAUUGCAUGAAUCUUAGAGAGCAAGCAGGAGGCGAUAGAGACUUGUUCAGCGUCGAAAGGAAGAUGAAGCGUCAGCAAAAGAAGCGGGAAAUGCAGAGGAAGAAAUUCUACGAGAGGGAAUCCCAGAAACAGGACGUGUUUACCAUCAUCAACGGGGCCUUUCAAGGCCGCACUACUGAUAAAACUCGACCAAAACGGGAGAACUUAAAGGAAGAAACGUCGAGGAAUUUGAACAUAAAAAGCUUGCAGAUAGAGAAAGAUAUUAAAGACGCCGAGCGGGACUUGAUAGGCCUUACGCGCUCGUUGGAGAGGCACAAAGACGUCGCAUCAGAAGUGUAUAAAAAUCUGAAGCAAAAAUACCUAAAAAAAAUAAGUGAUAUAAACGAUUACAAACAGCAGGCUCGGAACGUGAAGUUCGAACAAAACUUGAGAGACGACAAGAAAAAAAUGACGAUAUUUUGAGUCGAUGUUUUCUCUUUAGUUUAUUGCACAAUUUGUUAAUGCAACUACAACCACGUCGAUUUUGUAAAUCUAAAAAUCUAAAGCAAUUACAUACAUCAAAUAAAAUGUUAAUAACGCGCUCGAAUACAGGGCGUUUGAUGCAGAAAAAUCGUUAUUUAACCACUAAAACGCCCUGUAUACAAACGUUUAAGAAUAGGUACAAAAAUUAAAAUACACAAUUCAUUAUACGAGAUAUGUUUUAUAUCCUGAGUAUUCGAAACUAGAAAGAAAGAAAUUAUUUACAUUUAUUGUCAUCGAGUAGAAGUUAAGAGAGUUUUCACACAGUGCAAUAUAUUGCAGCAAUCAAUUGCUUAUUAACUGUAUUUUAACUGCAAUGCAAUAUAUUGCACCGUGUGAAAACGCUAUAAUUAAGAGCCUCUACUGUAGCUACAGCUAAUAAAAAGUAAGGGCGUUUUCACACUGUGCGAUAUAUUGCAGGAAUAAAUGGCUGCAAUAUAUUGCACCUUGUGGAACUGCUCUAAUAUCAAAAUAAAUACGAUUUGUACAUCAAAGCGUUACUUAUUGUCUGACAACCUGAAAUCAUAUACGAAAUAAAUAGAACUAACAAUAUACAUUUAUAUUUCUAACCGUUAAAAAAAAUAUAUAAUAUAAAUUCAAUUCAAAAUUAACGUACUAGCCCCAUUUGAAAUAAUUUAGAUCCUACAGAAAAUGUCGAUUCAUUAUGCACUUCUUAAAGCGCAAUGUUAGAAUCGUUAGAAUUUAUCUUACCGUGAGAUACGGUAGGGAAGCCACCAUGCUGCAAGUUAUAACGUAAAGUAUACCGAAAAACAGAUUCAAUUUGGCGGUCUUUUUGGGCACAUCGUGUAUAUCAUUCGAUCUGAAUUGUUUCUCGAUUUUGAAAGCCUCCGGCAGAGUUACGAGAGGUAACAUGAACCACUUGGAGUAUUUCAGCGAAACCACCAUAAACAUGAUGUAAGGGGUGAAUAAUAAGAAAGCGUACAGUACGUGAGAGGCCGUGUGGCCUAUUACGAUAGCCAACGUGACGAUUCCGACUUUCUUAUCCGAUUCCGAGUCCCUCGUGUUGUUGCUGUGCAAAAUGGCCUCCGUAUUCAAAGCUAACGGUAUAGCGUAGUAGAUCGUGGCCCAUUCGACGUAGCCCGUUUGGGACAUGAACGCGAACAGAACGGAUAUCGGGCCGAAUAUUAUGAGAAUCAAUACGUCACCUAGAGCUAUGUACUUGAACCCGACUCCUCCGGUGUACAGAAAACUGGAGGACAAUCCGCCGAAGUACACUAAAGCUAAAUGUUCCAUCUUGGCGGGGGACAGGUUCGCGAGCAGAAUGAACCCCACGCAGCCCGCGAAGUACAGCAUCGCUCCCAACGAGACCACCUCGUCUUUUGAUAGGAUGUGAUCCACCAGGAUCCUGUCGUCGGAUUUCCUGUUGUCGAUUCCCUUUACGUAGUCGAAGUAGGUGUUGACUACGUUGCCGGCCCCGUGCACCGUUACGACGGUUAGAACGGUUAAAAGCAGGGUUAUGUAAUUGAAAUCCGUGGAUCCGGGGUAUUUGUAUGCUAGCGUGGAGCCCAAUAGGGUCGGCAUUAGGCUGGCGCUCAGCGACCAAGGACGUAACGCCAGUACAUAGCUGGAGAACUUCAUCAAACCGCUGGAUUUCUUCCGCUGUUUCUCCUCCGCAUCGGCUCGGCCAUUUUGCGUGAUUUGUUUUUCCUGCGUAUUCGAAAUUUCUUUCAUUAUUUUGACUUAAUUAGGGAUAUGUGGAGUCGUUAACUGCGAAAGAGUAUUAUUUUUUAUGUGUCAAAUCAACUUAACCUAG
Molecule: messenger RNA, 3314 nt
Organism: Phyllotreta striolata
Lineage: Eukaryota; Metazoa; Arthropoda; Insecta; Coleoptera; Chrysomelidae
Source: the annotation of a GenBank genome assembly